This is a messenger RNA of Parnassius apollo (apollo), 816 nucleotides long. The record is from the annotation of a GenBank genome assembly. NCBI's taxonomy places the organism in Eukaryota, Metazoa, Arthropoda, Insecta, Lepidoptera, Papilionidae.
AUGAAUAAACCGCUUAGUUCUAGUGAUAUUGAGUUGUUAAUUAAUCAGCAAAAUACUGACGACUUCAAUUCUGAGGAACCAGAAAGAGUUGAGCGCGGCUCCAGUGCUUCACUGAUUAUGCCGGAAGAUCUAGGCAUACAAUGUUCAGAAUUGAACACAAUAGAAGAGGUUAUGGAAUCAUCUGAUCAAAGCAUCAGCUUACUCCAAGCCACUGAAGAACCGAGUAUUUCGUCUGAACCAAGGCAAGUUCUAUCACCAUUGCCGAUCUUUGAUAAUUUGAGUGAUAACAGUGAUGAUGAUCCAGACUGGGCUCCAGAAACUUCACUGAGGAGGCGGAUUCUUUAUCCAUUGGCUAAUGAAGAUCUCUAUGAUAAAUUGAAUAUAUCUUGUAGUGCUGAAAAUGUCAGUUCAUUGUCUGUGCAAGAUUUGCGAAGUAACAGGCAGUUAUUUUUAAGAAGACGCAGAAUCUUGCCUUCUUUGGACAGUGAUAUAGAUAAUAGUGGUAUUUUACUCCCAGAAAAUAUUACCUCUGCUUCUGUAUCCCUUCCGUCCACUGUUAAGCGUAAUAAAGAAGCCCGUAUUGCUGGUAAACCGUAUCUUGGGUAUAAAAAGUUGGAUAGCAAGUGGACAGCGUGCAUCGAGAGGCCCAAAAGAGUUUUAAAAUCACGUUGCUCACAUACUAUUGCUGCUCCAACAUCUAAGAAUUCUUUUCUUUGCGCUUUGGUCACUGACGAAGAACGUGAAAAAUUAACAAUCAAUUUUGGAAGCUCAAGACUUGGGCAGAGAAGAUUACUUUCGAUAAAGGAUCAGCAGUGA